CUUCAAAGGGCAAAACUAGAAAAGAGGGCAUUACACAACCUGAAGAACACCACUGCCGCCUCUCCUUGUUCACCGCCACCGCCGAAAGUCACUGCCUGCGGCCUUUUGCCUCCAUUCCGUCUUCAGACGUAGAACCAACUGUGGAGAACCGCUAAAUGGAAGAAUCCAAAGAAGAAGUGAAGUCUUUCAAAGAAUUGGGUGUUUCUGAUCAACUGAUUGAGGCUUGUGAUAGUUUGGGUUGGAAAACCCCUUCUAAAAUACAAGCUGAAGCUAUUCCUCAUGCCUUUGAAGGCAAAGACUUAAUUGGUCUGGCUCAAACGGGUUCUGGAAAGACUGGAGCUUUUGCAAUUCCUAUACUGCAAGCCCUAUUAGAUUCUCCGCAUGCCUUUUUUGCCUGCGUUCUCUCUCCAACAAGAGAGCUCGCGAUUCAAAUUGCUGAACAGUUUGAAGCUUUAGGAUCCGGUGUUGGAGUAAAAUGUGCAGUGCUGGUUGGAGGGGUAGAUCAAGUACAGCAGAGCAUCAACCUUGGGAAACGGCCUCACAUUGUUGUGGCAACUCCUGGUCGGCUACUGGAUCAUCUUUCCAAUACUAAAGGGUUUUCUCUUCGUACGAUAAAGUACUUGGUAUUGGAUGAGGCAGACAGGCUGCUAAAUGAGGAUUUUGAAAAGGCCCUUGAUCAGAUUUUGCAUGCGAUCCCUCAUGAUCGAAGGACUUAUCUAUUUUCUGCUACAAUGACCAAGAAGGUAAAGAAACUUCAGAGGGCUUGUUUGAGAAAUCCUGUUAAGAUUGAAGCUGCAUCUAAGUAUUCCACAGUUGAUACACUAAAGCAGCAGUUUCGUUUUCUUCCUGCCAAGUAUAAGGACUGCUAUCUUGUCUAUAUUCUGACUGAGAUGUCUGGCAGUACAUCAAUGGUUUUCACUCGUACGUGUGAUGCAACUCGUCUGCUGGCUCUGAUGCUUCGAAAUCUUGGCUUGAGAGCUAUACCAAUUAGUGGUCAGAUGACUCAGACAAAAAGGCUUGGGGCUCUAAACAAAUUUAAGGCUGGAGAGUGCAAUAUCCUUAUCUGCACUGAUGUAGCCAGUCGAGGACUUGAUAUCCCAUCUGUUGAUAUGGUUAUCAACUAUGAUAUUCCAACAAACUCAAAGGAUUAUAUACAUAGGGUGGGAAGAACUGCACGAGCAGGACGUUCUGGGGUUGCCAUAUCGUUAGUGAAUCAGUAUGAGUUGGAGUGGUAUAUACAGAUAGAAAAGCUUAUUGGGAAGAAACUACCUGAGUAUCCUGCGGAGGAAGAGGAGGUUUUGCUACUCUUGGAGCGUGUAACAGAAGCCAAGAGGAUCUCACAGAUGAAAAUCAAAGAAAGUGGUGGCAAAAAGAAACGCAGAGGGGGAGAUGAUGGUGACGAGGAGAUUGACAGAUACAUGGGAGUUAAGAACGGGAAACUAUCUGGGAAGCUAUCAAAGAAGCCAAAGAGAAAAUGAGGAAUAUAUAAUUAAGCUAUAUUAGUCCAAUUUUGACUUAAUUGAGGAAUAUAUAAUUAAGCUAUUUAGUUCAAUUUUUAACUUAAUUAGUUCUUUCAUUAUUGCUUGUUGGGCUGUAAUUUGACAUUUCUGCAAUUCUGCUGGGAUGGUUUUGAUCUUAGGGACUAUUAUUUUCCUUUUCUUGUGAA
This is a messenger RNA of Nicotiana tabacum (common tobacco), 1666 nucleotides long. Its product is annotated as DEAD-box ATP-dependent RNA helicase 10-like. Lineage: Eukaryota; Viridiplantae; Streptophyta; Magnoliopsida; Solanales; Solanaceae. The record is from RefSeq and is a predicted model, not a curated record. Gene Ontology annotation, molecular function: ATP binding; nucleic acid binding; RNA helicase activity. Gene Ontology annotation, cellular component: cytosol.